UUAGUACGGAAUUUUCACUUUAAUUUUGUAAGAGUUGUGUCCCUUGGUAUAAGUACGCCUUUUGUAUAGGAAAUGUCGCGUCAUGCGAAAGGCAAUUUUGCUCCGGCAAAUUGUAAAUUUAUAGGCCUCCCUAGGUUCCCCACAGUCUUUUUACCUUGCCUCUCUGGAGGGAUGUAAUCGAUGAAUAAAAUACUAGCAAACUCAAAGGUCGUUACAGUAAAAAGACUGUGUUUACCAGCAAGUGGAGGAUAAGAUGGAUCCCGCUAAGACUUCCUCAAGAAGAACAAGAAAACUUACAAUUAAGGGACAAGAAAUGUAUGAAUUAAGAGUCUGCGAAUUUGGCCGUAUUCUGUUUAAUAUUCAUCAAACAAUAGAAGAAAACAUUACACUAGUAGAAACAUAUAAAGAAAAUAAAACUGUUCUAGGAGAACUAAAACAAAUAUUAGAAGAAGAACACCACAAAUACGUAACAUUAUCAGACCAAUUAUGUGUUUAUUUGAAACAAGCUAAAACCAAAGAAGCAGAAGCCGAAUUAAUGUCGCAUUUAAUUAUCAGACAGUCUGUGGAAGAAAAGGUCAAGUAUGCUCAAGAGUUUGUAAAUGAACAAAUAGGUGAACCUAUUGAACAGAUUGAAGUAGCACAGAGUGAAGUAGCACAGAGUGAAGCAACGGCUACAGAUACAAAGAGCCUUAACGACAAUAACAGUCAAAGUCGAGAUAAUGUUUCAGUGAAAAGUAACCAACAACAGUCUGGUGGUUCGGUUAAAAGUCAAAAAACUCGGAACAGUCAAAGUGUUGGAAAAAGUCGAAGUACACAUUCAAUUUCAUCAAGUAAAAGUAAGAUGAGCCAAAUGCUGAUAACAAAGAAAUCCAAUCUUGAAACAGCUAAAAUAAAAUUAAAAAUAGCAGAAGAGGAAGAAAAGUUAAAAAGGCAACAAACUGAGUUUGAAAUAAAUGUAAAAAGAGAACAAGCAGACAAACAAGCACAAGUUGAAAAAGGACAAAAGGAAUUAGAAGCCAGUUUACACAUUUUACAGUGUAAAAAAGAAGUACUUGAAACUGAAGCAGAGUUGAAAGUAGUAGAAGAAAUAGCUAGUCUUGAAGUUGACAACACAGAAUUACCUUCAGAAGUUGACAACAGAAGUAUCUUCGUGAAAGAGUACAUAGACAAUUUACCUGAAAUCACUAGAGUUGACGAGUGUGUAAUCAGUUUACCUCUACACAGCAAUCCUUGUACUAAAGUAGUGGAAACUUCUAUGCAAAAUAAACUUGACAAUACUAAAACUUCUUCAUCACCACUGGAAAACCAAUCGAAUCUUGGAAUCCCUGAACCCACUUCACAAGUCGAGAAAGAUGAAAACAAUUCUACACCCCAAGGUGCAGGAGUAUCAGAACUUACAAAAUAUAUCAUGAAGAAAGAUCUUUUAUUGUCGCGUUUAUCUAAUUUUGAUGACCGCGCAGAGAGAUACUUCAGUUGGAAAAAUAGUUUCCUCAAUAUAGUGAAAGAAUUAGACGUGACAGCCACAGAGGAACUUGAUCUUUUAGCACGUUGGUUGGGACCAGAAUCUAAGCGACAAGCUGUGAGCAUUAGAGUUUCUAAUCCACACGAUGAACAGAACGCGUUAAAUAAAACAUGGGAAAGACUUGAUGAGCGUUUUGGAGCACCUGAGCAAGUGGCGGAAUCCCUAAGAAGAAGACUAGAAAGUUUUCCCAAAGUGACACUAACAGAGAGACAAAAAUUGUAUGAGUUGUCUGAUUUGUUGUCAGAAAUUGCAAGUGUUAAAGACAAUGAGAGAUAUAAAAUGUCACUGUCAUAUUUUGAUUCUGCAUUAGGUGUUAACAAUGCUGUGUGUAAAUUACCUGUAUUUAUACAAAACAAGUGGGUAGAUCAUGCUAGUUCUUAUAAGGUUCAACAUAAUGUUAUGUAUCCUCCUUUUCAUGUUUUUGUUGAAUUUGUAAAGAAAAUGGCUGUUAGACAAAAUGACCCCAGUUUCAGAAUUCAGUCAAAUGAUAGUCAAAAAGGAGACAGUACAGUACAUGUAAAGCAAAUGUAUAAGGUCAAAUCAGUGAACACUAGAAAGACAAAUUUAGAAACUUCACAAAGGUUUGAAACUAAAAAUCUCAAGUGUGUUAUUCAUGGAGAUGAAUCCAAACAUAAAUUAAAACACUGCCGUACAUUUCAGGCAAAAUCUAUUCCUGAGAAAAAGGAAAUUGUGCAAAAAAAUGGUAUAUGUUUCAAGUGUUUAAAUGGUAAACAUCUGGCGAAAGAUUGUAAAGAAUCUGUUAGUUGUGAAAAAUGUAACAGUUCUCGUCAUUGCACUACAUUUCAUAUUGAUCGUCCUGAAGCAUUAACAGGUUAUGGCGGGGAACAUCACCAACAGGAUCCAUCUUCACGGGUUAAUGUAAGCUGUACAGAAGUAUGUGGAGAUCCUUUAACCACUGGUAAAUCAUGUACAAAAACUGUGUUAGUGCGUGUAUAUCCUGAAGACCAACCUGACAGAGCAAUUACGUGUUACGCCAUUAUAGAUGACCAGAGUAACAAAUCACUUGCUAAAUCUGCACUCUUUGAUAAAGUAGGUAACAAUACAGACACUAUAGAUUAUAUUUUAUCAUCAUGUGCAGGAAAAGUAGCCAGAUCAGGAAAGUGUACAUCAGGAAUUUGUGUUGAACCUUUUGAUGGUUCAUGCGUAUUGAAAUGUCCACAACUGAUUGAAUGUAAUGAAAUUCCAGACACCAAGAAAGAAGUUGCUACUCCAGCAGUUGCAAGACAAUAUAAACAUUUAAGAGAUAUACAACAUUUGAUUCCAGAGAUUGAUUCUCAUGCAGAUGUUUUGUUAUUAUUGGGAAGAGACCUUCUUGCAGCACAUCACGUUAUAGACCAGAGAAUAGGAGCUGAAAACGAACCAUACGCACAACGUCUCCGAUUGGGUUGGGUUGUCGUAGGAGAAACAUGUUUAGGCAUGAUACAUCGCAAUGAUCAAAACAUGAUUAUAGUAAACAAAACCAAUGUUUUGUUUAAUGGGCGUAGUUCAAUGUUUUUGCCUUGUGAAAACAAAUUUGAGAUCAAAGAUACUGUUUUUCAAAGAACUGUUGAAGACGAUAGUCCAGGAUUAUCGCGAGAAGACAGAGAAUUUCUUGACAUGAUGGAUAAAGAAAUGACAAAGUCUGAAAGUGGUCACAUCAUUGCACCGUUACCAUUUCGUAAAGCGAGACGCAAGCUUCCAAACAAUUUUGAACAAGCUAGACGUAGAGCAGAGAAUUUAUCACGGGAUUUGAAGCGGAAUCCUGCCAAACGAGAGCAUUUCGUUGAAUUCAUGAAAAACAUAUUUGAGAAGAAACAUGCAGAAGAAGCUCCUUCUGUAUAUAAAGGUGAAGAAGUUUGGUGUGUAUCACCCGAAAAAGCCAAACAAAAUUCGUGUUGUAUUUGAUUCUGCUGCCAAAUUUGAAGGAGUUUGUUUAAAUGAUGUUUUGUUAAAGGUACCGGACUGGACGAACAAUCUUGUUGCUGUUUUAUUGAAAUUUCGCAAGGAAAGAUUCGCUGCAAUGGCUGAUGUAGA
This is a messenger RNA of Mercenaria mercenaria, 3556 nucleotides long. RefSeq lists its product as uncharacterized. The transcript has 2 exons. The coding region runs from base 254 to 3427 and encodes 1057 amino acids. NCBI's taxonomy places the organism in Eukaryota, Metazoa, Mollusca, Bivalvia, Venerida, Veneridae. The record is from RefSeq and is a predicted model, not a curated record.